Messenger RNA from Rotaria socialis, 477 nucleotides. The record is from the annotation of a GenBank genome assembly. NCBI's taxonomy places the organism in Eukaryota, Metazoa, Rotifera, Eurotatoria, Philodinida, Philodinidae.
AUGCUACUGGCGGAUAUUGCUUUAUUCAUUUUACGAGUUGGGCUAAUUAUAUUUAUCAUAUUUGGAACAGUCGGAAAUGCACUCAAUCUGUUCAUUUUCACGUGUCGAACGCUUUCACAAUUGUCAUGUACAUUACAUCUUAUUGCAGCUUCAAUCGACAAUACUCUGGUUAUUUUCACAUCAUUAUUGACUCGUCUACUUGCCAAUGGAUUUUCUAUUGAUAGAACAAUCACAUCCAAUGUUAUGUGUAAAUUACGAUUUUAUUUCGGUUAUGUAUUUUUUGCUCUAUCACCCUAUUUUUAUACUUUGGCUUGUUUUGAUCGAUACUGUUCAAUUUCAACAUCAGCUACGCGUCGAUCAUGGUGUAGUGAAAAACUAGCAAAAAGAUUAAUUAUUGGAGUCAUUAUUUUGGCUUGCAUUUUAUAUUGUCACAUGGCAAUGUUCUACGAAAUAUUUAUGAAUGGUCCUAGUCUGUGA